Molecule: messenger RNA, 2490 nt
Organism: Medicago truncatula (barrel medic)
Lineage: Eukaryota; Viridiplantae; Streptophyta; Magnoliopsida; Fabales; Fabaceae
Product: ribonuclease III domain-containing protein RNC1, chloroplastic
Exons: 6
Coding region: 540-2132 (530 amino acids)
Biological process (GO): RNA processing; regulation of gene expression
Cellular component (GO): nucleus
Molecular function (GO): double-stranded RNA binding; ribonuclease III activity
Source: RefSeq, a predicted model, not a curated record
UAGAUUAUUAUUACUGACUCAUUGUUUAAGGAGAAGGGAUCACACUCAUGGCUAUUCUUCUCCUUCUUCCACCAUUCACUCUUCUCCCUCUUCAUCCCGUCUUCUCUCCAUUGGAUUUGUUUGUUUUGCACUAAUCUACGUAUUUGGAUACAUCACGAUACUCUCUCAAAUACGGCGAAAUUAUCGCCUGAAUCACGCCUGAGGUAUCGACAAAGGGAGAUAAGGGAAGAUUGAAACUUCAAUUUCUACUAUCUUGAAAGUGUUCGCGGGAAAAUUGAAAAGUUAGAUCUGAACCGCAGGAUUGAUCGGAUGGCUGAGGUUUUCUUUGAAUAUGUGACUGCGGCGGCAUUUUAUUAACAGCAGAGAAUCUGCACACCUUAUCCAACCCUGUCCAAAACCCAGCAACACAAACCCCCUUCAUCUACAAUGUCAAAACCAAUACAAAAAUCCACAAAUCAAUCCCAUUAAUCUUCACAAACCCUCCAAUUUUCCACUAUCUACAUUUCCCAUCACAAUUCAAUCCCCUUCAAACAACAACAAUGGAACUCUCAUCCUCUUUUUCACUCUCCCCAAAACCAACUAACUUCUCAUUCUCAUCCUCAUUCUCUCCUUUCCCCAUCCAAAUCCUAAUCAAAAACACCAAAUCCCGAAACUACCCUCUUCACGUUCUCGCAGUUGCAAUAGACCCAACAAAAGACUUCCCUAGAAAUAACAAUCCUCAACGACUUCUAAAAGAACUAGCAGAACGCAAAAAAAUCACUAACCCAAAAUCAAAAUCACCACCAAGACGUUACAUUUUAAAACCCCCACUAGACGAUAAAAAACUCGCAGAAAGAUUUCUCAACAGUCCACAACUUUCACUAAAAUCAUUCCCAUUGUUAAGUUCUUGUCUACCUUCAUUGCGCCUUAACAAUGCCGAUAAAUUAUGGAUCGAUGAGUAUUUACUCGAAGCGAAACAAGCCCUUGGAUACUCACUUGAACCAUCAGAGACAUUAGAGGAUGAUAAUCCUGCUAAACAGUUUGAUACUUUGUUGUAUUUGGCUUUUCAGCAUCCUUCGUGUGAGAGAACGAAGCAGAAGCAUGUUAGGUCUGGGCAUUCCAGGUUGUUUUUCUUAGGGCAAUAUGUGCUGGAAUUGGCAUUGGCUGAAUUCUUUUUGCAGAGGUAUCCGAGGGAAUUGCCUGGUCCGAUGAGGGAGAGAGUUUAUGGGUUGAUUGGGAAGGAGAAUUUGCCUAAAUGGAUUAAAGCUGCCAGUUUACAGAAUUUGAUAUUUCCUUAUGAUAAUAUGGAUAAGAUUGUGAGGAGGGAUAGAGAAGGACCUGUCAAGUCGGUAUUUUGGGCUUUGUUUGGGGCAAUCUAUCUUUGUUUUGGUCUUCCAGAAGUCUACCGUGUUCUUUUUGAAGUCUUCGGAAUGGAUCCAGAUGAUGAGGAUUGCCAGCCUAGGGAGCGCAGACAACUUGAAGAUGUGGAUUAUGUAUCUGCUGAGUUUGAAAACAAGCUAAACUGGCAAGAUAUUGUUGCUUAUAAGCCUCCUGCAGAUGCUCUGUUUACUCAUCCAAGGCUGUUUAGAGCAUGUGUUCCCCCUGGCAUGCAUCGAUUCAGAGGAAAUAUAUGGGAUUAUGAUAGCAGACCCCAAGUUAUGAGAGCACUUGGAUAUCCAUUAGAAAUGACAGACAGAAUUCCAGAAAUUACUGAAGCCAGGAAUAUAGAGCUUGGACUUGGAUUGCAGCUUUGUUUUCUGCAUCCAUCAAAGUACAAAUUUGAGCAUCCUCGAUUUUGCUUUGAGAGAUUAGAAUAUGUUGGAAAAACAAUACAGGAUUUGGUGAUGGCUGAAAGAUUGUUGAUGAAGCAUUUAGAUGCUCCUGGGUUGUGGCUGCAAGAGAAACAUCGCCGCAUUCUUCUGAACAAAUUUUGUGGAAGAUACUUGAGGGCCAAACAGCUUCACCGUUUUAUUAUAUAUGAUGAUAAUGUUCAAAACGCUUAUGAGCGCAACCGGAGACGGAGAAACCCAGCCACAACAGCUGUUAAUCAAGCUAUUCAUGGACUCUCGUAUCUUGUUUAUGGGAAACGCGAUGUGAGACGUCUGAUGUUUGAGUAUUUUGACUUUGAGCAGAUUCAGCCUAAAGAGGUCUAAAUAUGAGACAAGAAUGACAUGGCAAUAGAGUACUCUCGGUUUUCUUUUUCACAUUUUAUUUUUCCAUCCCCUUGCUUUUCCAUACCAUGAUUUGAUCCACUUAGUUAUUAGGUUAUUUACAAAUUCUUCUUUGAAAGUUGCUCUUGUAUAUAUUCAUUGUACUCUACUUGUUAGAACUGGGCGCCUUAGAUAACCGGAACAGAGAUGAGGAUACAUAUGUGACUGCUUGUUCUACUCUCCAUGGCUCAUAUCAUGGAGCAAAAACAUGAUUACAAAAAUGUGCUGUAUGAUUAUUUGAAAAUUCAAUUUGGGAUUUUUAAUGAAUAAAUGAGAAAACUAAGUGUAGCCUUAACUUGUA